Heterobilharzia americana is the source of this 6528-nucleotide messenger RNA. NCBI's taxonomy places the organism in Eukaryota, Metazoa, Platyhelminthes, Trematoda, Strigeidida, Schistosomatidae. The record is from the annotation of a GenBank genome assembly.
GGUGUUUAGCGCCUAAUGCGUAAGAUAGGCUUCGUUGGCGGCAUUUUGCUGUGAAUCAAAGUUUAUGAGUUCCCGAAUGAAGUGGGAUCAGACAUCUGAUGGGAGGGUAUAAUAGCAAGCUAACAGUAUCAAAAGAUGAUCCAAAUCAUGCGAACAGGCUAAAUAUUCUCGAACCUAGUGAGAAUUUUAAAGCGACGAACAUUAGUGGAAUGGAUGAAAAACCUAUUGGUACUCGUUCCUGCAUGAAAAUGGACGCCCAAAAUGCUGGGGAUACUGUGAUACCAAGCCGAGGGGAAAUUAUGAUAGUACUGUACGACUUUUCCGAAUCAAUGAGCUCUCAGAUCAGUAUAAAGCGAGGCGAAUUAGUACGUCUCUUAAGCUAUAGUCCCGCUGGAGAUUGGUCUGAGGUAGAAGCUUCUCUUGUCCUACCACCACUUCACAAAGCUGGACCAGGUAGCUCUACUUCCGGAUCAGAAAGUCAUCCAUCUCAAUGCAAAGGUGGAGGGAAUAUGAAGCAUAACCAAGAGUCUGUUGGCGAAACUGGAGGCGGUAUGAAUGUUUCCGGCAUGUAUUUGUUUAACAAUUACAGACGUGGAUGGGUGCCGACGAGCUACCUAGCUACUGCAAAUGUCUUUCGAAAUUCUUUCCCUCAGAAACAAGCCUAUCCUUCUCAGCAGUUAAUUAGUUGUGACAAUUCAGAAAAAAUCAAUUGUUCAGUUAAUUCUUCCAACCUAAUCAAUCAACAAGUAGUUCCUACAAACGAUCAUAUGCAAUCAAGAGUUUUAAAUAUGCCAAGUAAAGGUCCACUUCACUCCGUUAUGGUGGAUUCCUCACCCUUAAGUCUUUUGGAACCAAGCCUUCUCCCUUACCCAUGGUAUCACGGUGCCGUUUCAAGGCAAGCUGGAGAACAUCUUCUUCGAAGUGGUAUUACGGGUUCUUUUCUAGUCAGAGCAUCAGAGUCUGCACCUGGCCAACUCUCUGUUACUGUACGUCACUUAGGAAGAGUUUAUCACUAUCGGAUUAGCCAAGAUAGCCGGGGACUGUUUUAUAUAACAGAAGCUCAUCGAUUUCCCACUGUCGUUCAGCUGAUUGAGCAUCAUUCUCGUUCUGCUGAUGGAUUGGUCUGCCCACUUCUUUAUGCAGUACCAAAACCACAAUUUUUAAAUCAACCUAUGCAACAAUCGUGUUAUUCAUCUGUCCCUCAAGCAUUACCCAACUCACGUAUUUCUGGUCAAAAUCAAUUUGAAGGUAAUCCUGUUACUCUACAGUCAAAUACUGAAAUGCCCAAUUUUCCUAUACAUCAUAUGAAUGCCGUACAACAUGCACCUAGAUCAUUUCAUCCAGGUCAUGUGAAUAAUUCAGAAAGAUUAAGUGCUUGUAGUGAUUCUCUUGGAAGUAUGGAAUUUGAUGGAUGGGAAAUUGACCGAUCAGAAAUUAUUAUGCGUCAAAAGUUGGGCUGUGGUCAAUACGGUGAUGUAUAUGAAGCUGUUUGGAAACGUUUCAAUUCUGUGGUUGCAGUGAAAACAUUAAAACAAGAUGUUAACUUGAAUGUGAAUGAUUUUCUCAAAGAAGCUGCUAUUAUGAAAAAAUUACGCAAUAAGAAUUUAGUUCAGUUGUUGGGUGUGUGUACACGAGAGCCACCACUCUAUUUAAUCACUGAAUAUAUGCCAAAUGGGAAUUUAUUAAACUAUCUGCGUACACGUAGUCCAGGUGAACUAACUCCACUUACCUUAUUGUAUAUGGCUGUUCAAAUCGCCUCUGGUAUGGCGUAUUUGGAAGCAAAUAAUUUCAUUCACAGGGAUUUGGCUGCAAGAAAUUGUCUAGUUGGUGAUCGACAUUUGAUUAAGGUUGCCGAUUUUGGUUUGGCUCGAUAUAUGCAACGACAAGAUACCUAUACUGCUCGUAACGGUGCCAAAUUCCCAAUCAAGUGGACUGCUCCUGAAGGUCUUUCCUAUUAUGUGUUCUCUUCAAAGUCUGAUGUAUGGGCUUUCGGUGUGGUUCUAUGGGAACUUGCUACAUAUGGUCUUUCACCCUAUCCAGGAGUUGAACUGCAUGACGUUUAUCAUCUCUUGGAAAAAGGUUACAGAAUGGAGCGCCCACACGGUUGUCCAGAAGCUGUUUAUUCCAUUAUGCUAAGAUGUUGGGCUUGGGAUCCUAAUUUACGACCAUCAUUUAAUGAAAUACAUGCUGAGCUUGAACAAAUGUAUGCUACUAUGAAUAUUGAAGCUGAAGUUGCUUUAGAGUUAGCCAAACAACCAGGUAGUUUUAUAUCACAGCAACCUGAUAUUUCACACAGAUUCACAGAAAUUCCAGCACAAGACUUUCAAGGGAAUUCAAUGAGUCAACUUGAUUUAGCUUUCAAAGAGUCAUCAUUCUCAAAUAAUAGCAUACCUUCAGAUGGUAUGAAUUCUGAACAAAUGACCACUAGACACAUAAACUCUAUACCUUCUAGAUCAAAUAUGGAUUUUGGUUGUUGUAAUUUUGAACAAAACCAACCAAAUAAUGUCAUAUCAUCAUAUGUUACAAUGAAUUCAACUGGUCAUCCUCUGCAUCAUAUUGAAAGUGUUACCUCAUCUAGUAAUUGUUUAAUGCCAGAGAAAAUAAUAUUCAUCGAUCAAAAUCGUAUGCCUAAAGACAAAGUUGAAGUUGUAUCGUCUGCCUCAUCGUCUGAGGAAGGAGGAGGAGGUGAAACCGAUCACUUUGGUCAUAUUACUAAUGCAUUAGCUAUGGUUUCACUUGAUACUACUGAAGGGAAUAAGAAGCGAUUGUUAACUACAGAUGUUCAUUCAGUUCAUCAUGAAACUGUUUCAGAUUUGAAUUCAAGUCAUAUUCUGUUGCCAACUAGUAAUCUUGGUCAGAUCAGAUUUUUACCGAACUCCACAGCACCAUCAUGCUCCUCACAAAUGAUGACACCUAUACAUAUUGAGUCUGGACAGCAUAUAUUCUCUAACUCUGUACAGUGUCAGACACAAUUUUCAAAUGGUUUGAUACAAACGCAAUAUUCACCAGCUUCAUCACCUGGUGGUAAUGGAUCUUUACCUUCCGGUGAGAAGUUGUGUUAUUUUAUUCCGGUUAGUAGUAGUAAUAAUACUUCAUCGUAUCAACCUAAUUCACAUACUACCUCUACUAAUAUUCUUCAAAGUUGUUCUACUGCUAAUCUCCCUCACUUUUGUAAUAGUACUACAGUUGGAUUUGCCUCCAGAAUUCCUCAUGCACGUGUAAUAAACUCAACAAAGUUAAUGAAUGAUAGAUCAGUGAUUCGAAAUACUAAUCGUUCUGUUCAUCAUAAUUCUGUUUCCGGUUGUAAUACUCAGAAUGGUGUUCAUCAAAAUGGUACAACACGUAGUCAAGAUACUGAUACACCGGAUGAAAGUGGUGUUGGUGAGUCGAUUAUAUCAAAUGAAUCACCUGCUGAGAGUAGAGCAUGCGGUAAUGGAAUGAUUAACAACAGUGCUGUAUCGAAUCCUAUGACAUGCAAUGCACCUAGUCAACUCGACUGGCGACUGAGUGGACCAUUUCAUAUUUCAGUGCCAACCGAUCAUUCACAUUUUCAUGGAUCAGUAGUUACACCUAAUUCAAAUGGUAUCCAACGCCAUUCACAUCCACACCUAUUUCAAACGUCUCAAGUUAAUUCAACUCAAUUUGAUGUAAAUCCUAUGGAUCAAUUUUCUACAAUACCACCUCAAGAUCGAAUUGGAAGUUAUUUAAAAAGUUUAGGUGAAUUAGACUUGAAUCGUCGCAUAGAUACAAUUCAUUCUUAUCAAUUACAACAAAAUCAAAAUUAUCCAUAUUCACCUAAUUUCUUACAUUAUCCACCACCGCCGCCACCUCCACCGGCAGCAGUAGUCACACCCACUGAUGAUGUAUCUCAAUUAAGUCUGCAUGUAAAUGAGACCGGUGAACUUUCCAAGUCAAAUAUUUCUCAACCUGUACUUGUUGGACGACUUAAUGAACGAUAUUUUCAUUCAGAUAGGAUAAUUCAAAAUCAAACCUUAUCAGAAACUAAUAGUUGUCUGCCUAGUAGCCAGAAUUCAUCGAAUCAAUCAAAGAUUUCUUGUGAACAGACUAAGUUUUUUGAUGAUUCCUCGCAUACUACCACCAAUAAUAAUAAUAAUAAUAAUAAUAAUAAUAAUAAUAAAGAAAUACCUCUUAGUACCUCAUAUUCAAAAGUUGCUCAAGUACGUCGAAAAAAUAAACCAGAUAUAGAACAUGGUGAUACACAUUUCGACUGUUCAGCAGGUGGACGUCGUCAUAUACCUGAUGAUCGAUCAGAAGAAGAAUCAAAUACAGAAGAAGUACCAAGAUCAAUAGAAGAUGAAACAUUAUCAAUUGCAUCCGAUUCUCCAAACAAUUCUCAAGAUAACUCAUCAUCGAUUAAACCUGAUGCAGAUGUUUCUGGAGGUGGUGGUGAUGAUGUUUACCAAGCACCAGAUUCUUAUUAUCUACCUAGUCCUAAUAAUCAUAAUUCACAAAAUAUACAUUCUAAUUCUGUAUCAAAUGAUACAUCACUAACACAUCUUCUUGAACGAGUUGUAGAGUUAAUCAAUUGGACUAAAGAUCUAUGUGACUCUGAAUCAGUUGGAGAUGAGAUAAUACAAGAGAAUACAGUUGAGUUGCAUGAUUGCCUAGACUCAUUCAGGGCUGAAUUAGAAGCUCAUAUUGUCCAAAAUAUCGAUGUCAAUCCAAGCCUUGCCAAAGUUGUUUUAAUUUUAUGUGAUAAUUUGGGUAAGCAUAGUGCUGAUGUAUCUCUGCAUUCAACAGUUUCAGAAAAUAAUAUAAUUCCCUUAGGUGUACAACUUAAUUCUUGUCAUUUAUGUUUAAAAGAGAUCCAUGAUCAUAUACUUCAUUUGUCAGACAAGUUAAAUCAUGCCAAUACAAUAUCUACAAGUUCACCAACAUCUGUUGCCAGUGACAUUCAUGUCGAGGAUCGAUCUUUUAGCAAUACUCAUGUAUUUGGCAAAGUUUAAUCGGGUAUUAUACUUAUUGAUAUCAAAAACGGUGAUAUUGUUUUACGCUGUUCACUCUGUUAUCUUUUGAUGUGUCUUCGACAAAGGCAGAGAGAGAGAGAGAGAGAACUUUUUCCACAGUCGUAGGUGCAAUGUGUACUAAUAGCCUUCAUGAUUCUCAUCAUUUUUGUUUAUUUGAGUUUUCUUCGGAAAAGAGCCAACGGACAUUGAUGAAAUGUGCUAAUGACGGAGACUAACCCAUGAUUCACAUGCGUAUACUCUUCUAUUUGUCUUUGAAGUGAGCCAAUUCACUCUUGUGUGUUUUCAUUUUGCUCCUUAUCCCUUUUUGAAAUUACCUAUGUCUUUCGAUGAUAUUAUCUUCCUUUUUUUUGUUUUGUCUCUCAUCGUUGAUAACAGCUGUGAAGUUAAGUUAUGUAGUCCAACGCAUGUGUGUAACAUGAUGCGAUGAAUUAGAUGGAAACUAUUUUAUAAUUUUGACUGAUUCUUAUUCUUACCCACUGCGUUGUAUUGUACAAUAAAUACUACUCAUAAAGACACUCUGUCUCCCUUCCUUCCUCCUCGAACGUGUAUACAUAUUUAGUAUUGUAUCUGUAUAACAAUUUGUUUUGCAUGUCGAUAUAUAUAUAUAUAUAUAUAUAUAUAUAUAUAUAUAUAUAUAUAUAUAUAUAUAUAUUGUUGUACUUGAUUAGUAGUAUAUCGGCCACUUUACGAGUUACAAUACCUUCUUGAAAUGUAUUUUCUUCUCUUCAACAUUAUAGACCACUGGUAUGUAUGUUAUUAUUGUGCUAAUCCGUAAACAACAAUGCUAUGAAUGCAUGCACACAAUAUUUUACGGCAUUGUUUGUUUUAUUUUCAUCAUUUCAAUGUUUAUAUCUUCUUUGCUUCAGUUAUCUUCUUCAUCUUUGCCAGUUUAGGCAAGACGUUGUCUCAUUUCUUGCUUAUACAUUCUGUCCUUGUAUACACGCAUAAAUUGACUGGUUUCUUUGAUGAUGAUGAUGCCCGAUCUUCAGUGUUUUAUUAGCCUUCAGUUCGCUUGACUGUUUGUUUGUUUGUUAUCUUAUGUAUUGUUAUUGAUCCGUGUGUGUGUGUGUUCCCAUCUCGUGAAUAAAAGGAAAAAAUGAAUAUCAUACACUGUUACCAGUCACAGAAAUAAAAUAUAUGUGGAAAACCUUUUAUCUUUUCCCAGUGUAUCAUAUAUACAUUUUCAUAUAUAUACAUACAUAUACUUCAGCAGCCAAAAAGUCAUUUUUAAAUUUUCUUUGAUUGGUUUUUAGCCAUGGUUGUUGUGUUUGCACUCCCUCCAUAAUGAUGAUGUCGACAAUGUAGAUACGAGUAAGAGAUGAUUUUUGCCACUUUUCUGUCUUCUCAUCUAAUCACGAAAAUUGAUGUUCAUCAGACUUGCCUCAAUGACUGCUUAAGAAAAGUGAUUCGUUUUAACCUUUUCAUCCUAUAAGCAUAUUAUUUAUUUACACCUUUUAUGCUUAUACUCUAUUUUGUGUAGUUGAAUCAAUUUUCCAAUGUGCAAAUUUAUUUUAUUUAGUUUCGUUUAUAUAUAUAUAUA